CCCCUGACCCCGACCCCCGCCCGCUGGUCGCGACAUGGCGGGCGGCGGUCGCCGAGGCGGGGUGGGGGGGUGUGUGUGUGUCCGCUGCCUCCCGCCCCCGCUGACAGCCAGAGAAAACAGACGGAGCGGUUUCAUUUUCCAUCUCCGAGAAGAGCUGUGUGAUGUGUAACACCCCGACCGAUAACCACAGCGAUGACACGCUGCCAGUCGCAGAAAGUUCUUCUCGGUUUUCUGUGAGAGAAACUGAGACCAUGGACGCCCGAUGGCUUGACUACCCUGCCUCUGGAGACUUGCCAGACGAUGAAGACAUUGGCGAAUUCAGACCUCACUUAACUUCUGAUGAGUUAGAUAUAGAUGAGGCAUCUGGGUCUGGAGACUACCCAGACUCUGAAGAUGUCAUAUAUCUGACCACCAUGGAUACUCCUGUGAUAUCUGACAACUAUAUCCCUGGAGAUACUGAAAGAAAGAUAGAAGGUGAGAAGAAAAACACAAUGGUGGACAAUGAAAUCAUUCCAGACAAAGCUCUACCUGUCGGAGAGAACCUGUCCAACAAGAUCUCCAUGGCAAGCACAACCAACAGCAGCAUCUUUGAAAGAACAGAAGUCCUUACAGCGCUCAUUGCAGGAGGGGCGGUGGGCCUCCUCUUUGCUGUCUUCCUCAUCCUCCUCUUAGUCUAUCGCAUGAAGAAAAAGGACGAAGGCAGUUACGAUCUUGGGAAGAAACCGAUCUACAAGAAAGCCCCUACAAACGAGUUCUAUGCUUAAAGCUCAGCAGCACCUUGCGCCCAGCAAGGGACAAACAGACUAUGGAAACACAGUGCCCUCAGAUGAGAUCUGCUGGACAAAUGCUCUUUUUGGAUUGAAUUUUAAAGCGACUUCGAGAAAAAACAAACUUCCUACGUGACCCUUCCCAUCCUGCUCAGCUAACAAGGGCCCAAUGAAAUACAAAGAGUCUGAAAAAAAACCAAAACAACACCUCAGUGUAUUUUUUUUCUAAAGCUAGUGUAAAAAGAAUAAAGAUGCCAAAUUUUCUGCUUGGUUUUAUAGAGGGUAUAUAAACACAAAACAGACUGUAUGGAAGCAAACACCAUGUGUUUGCAUCCAGUGGGCCGUGCUCAGAUUGGCUGCUUCUAUAGAAGAUGGCUUUUUUUUAAAAAAAAAAACAACAAACAACCAAAAAACCAAACCACCAUGCUAAUAGAUGUCUUCCAGCAGGCUGUUGGUGUGAAGCUUUUUUGUAGAGAACUAUUUAUGAAUCUCUUACACUACAGAUAACUGGUGCCUUAUCAGGGAGCAAAAGGCCCAUAGGGGCUCAAGAUCCCUGAAUGCCAUAAAGGGCCUAUGGGAAUGUCUUUCCCAGGAGACUUGUGUCUCUUCCUGUCGGCCCCAGGCAAGGGUCAUUAAUCCAUGAAAUCAGGACAGCCAGUUCUGUUUGGCUCUGACGACACCCUUUCCUUGCCUUCAGUCCCUUACCUUUUUUAAGGAUUGCUUGUAGGAUUUUUUUUUUUUAUAACAAAAUUUUAAAGAAAAUAGUCUAAUGUUUAUAUAAAGUUUGUAGAAAUUGUUUUGAAAUAAUAAUAAUAAUAAUAAAAAACCUCUACUUUUUUAAUUUCCUCAGAUUUAUUUUUUCAAUCCCUUUGUGUUUCUUUUGGCUGGGCAUUUCUCUGGAGAUGUUGUUUUAUGUGAUUCAUGUUCUGAACUGAAGCAGAGUUAGCUACAGUGUGUUACAGGUUUCUUUUGGUUCUAUAGCAGCUCCUGUAGAGGGUAAAGAUAUUUAUGGUUUUCCUGUAACUUUUUUUAGGAUUUUAUUUUUUUUUUUUAAUAGAAUUAUUUAUAGUUUCUGAAAUGGCUGCUCUUCUCAUUUGGUAACUUUUAUCCCUUUUUAUGUAAAACACUAAUAUAAUGAGUCUCUGUGAAAACUAUUUAAGCUUUAUUCUGUGAAUUUUAAUUAUAAAUUCAAGGCAAUAACUUCUAGGAUUAAUCUGUAUGCAAAAUUGGAUUCAUAAUAUGACUGAAGUAGGGAAAAGACGAGAGUAUUUCUAGCCUGUAAUAUAUUAUAAUCAGUCCUAUAGAGCUAUAUAUUAUAUAUUUUACUGAGAAAUAUACAGUUCAGAGUGAAAAGGCUGGAGUUAAUUCUUCAGCAGCCUUACUGUGUGUAAGAGGCUUGAUCUGUUUGUCCUGCUGUUUGUCCAGUGUCUCGCCUGGAACAUGAGUGGGCUUGUUUUAGGGAAGGCAGCCGUCAGCAGCCGGAGCCCUGGGGCUCGGUGGCGUGUCCUGGGAAAGGACACGGAGGCAGGCUGCGGUCGGUGAUGUGCCGUGUUUCAUCCUCUUGAGUUGGAGCACAGAUCCCCAAAUCUGUUCUGGGGUUGCUUUUUGAAGCAAGCGUUGAAAGGGCGCAGUGCAGAGGAAAUAUCUCUUUGUUUUGGGGGUUGGCAGUGCUGCCGCGUCGCCUGCGGUACUGUGCCGAGUGCCGCCUCCUGCAGAAGGAGCGUUGGUAGCUACAAGUCUGCCUCGGUGGCAUCUCCCGGCUGGGAGCACUGAGCUUUCCUAGACAGCCGGCUCUGAACCUCCUGCGGUGCGUUUUCCCAAAUAUGCCAUGUACAUAGCUCCUACCUCCGCAGAGGGUUAGACCGAUUUCCCCCAGUGCUCCCAGAGCGAAGGGUAACGUGCGUGUCCGAUGCCUCUGUUUCAGGAGGGCGUUACAGAAUGACUUUGUGUGGGUCGUGUCCUACUCCGGCUCUCCAAAUCCGGUGUGGUUUGGGACAAAACCCCUGAACUGUGUGACUGGGCAGGCAGCGCAAAACCAGGCGGGUGUGAAGGCUGUUUAGAAAUCUCAUCAACUCCCAAAGGCUCCUUCCCAAGGCUUUGUUGUAGGCUUGAGGCCAAAUUUGUAGAGGCGAUAGAACAAAGAAAUUCAGCUUCAGCCGGCAGUAGCUGCCUGUCGGAGCCGGGCGGGCGAAGAGGAGAUCACAGGGGAGCUGUGUAUUGAGACAUCGGUGCGAGAGGGCUUUUCCCAAGGUUCCUCCACCGCGUUGACUCACUCCCUUGGUCCCAGCACGAGUGUGUUCGGGGAAGUUGCGGGCUCUGGGAGGCUCUGAAAACUGCACAGAGUUCACUGUAGGCUGGGAAGGAGAGGGAGGACUUCACUGCCUGUGGACAGCACUACCAGGAAGGCAGGAGCAGGGUCUGCUUCUCGGGGUGUUUAGAUUCUCUUGUGUAAUUGCUCUUGGGGAUUUUCCACUGUUACUGGUUCAUUUUUUUUAUUAUUUUUUUUUCCUCAAAUAAACUGGUACUUUGUAAAAUUGG
Chroicocephalus ridibundus (black-headed gull) is the source of this 3305-nucleotide messenger RNA. RefSeq names its product syndecan 4 (gene SDC4). Gene Ontology annotation, cellular component: membrane; cell surface. Gene Ontology annotation, biological process: cell migration. The transcript is spliced from 6 exons. NCBI's taxonomy places the organism in Eukaryota, Metazoa, Chordata, Aves, Charadriiformes, Laridae. The coding region runs from base 162 to 764 and encodes 200 amino acids. The record is from RefSeq and is a predicted model, not a curated record.